CGACCUCCUCCCUCUUCGUUUUGCGUGAUCAACUUCUACUUCCUUCCCUCUCCUCCCUCCAUAUCUUGACCUAUCGAAUUGUCGCGCAAUCCCUCUUGCCGCUCCCACCUUCCGCGACAAUGUCAAACACCCACCAGAAGCCGCUCCCUUUCGUCUACCAGUUCGCCGCCGGCGCGGUGGCUGGUGUGUCUGAGAUCUUGGUCAUGUACCCAUUGGAUGUGGUCAAGACGCGAGUUCAACUGCAAUCCAGCGUCCGCGUCCCCGGUGAAGAAUACUACAAUGGCAUGUUCGACUGCCUUCGCAAGAUCGUCAAGAACGAGGGCUUCUCCCGCUUGUACCGCGGCAUCUCAGCCCCCAUCCUAAUGGAAGCGCCGAAGCGCGCCACCAAAUUCGCCGCAAACGACAGCUGGGGCAGCUUCUACCGGGGACUGUUCGGCGUGGAGAAGCAAACGCAAUCUCUCGCGGUCCUGACGGGCGCAACGGCCGGCGCAACGGAAUCCUUUGUCGUGGUGCCCUUCGAGCUGGUCAAGAUCCGUCUGCAAGACCGCGCCUCGGCAGGCAAGUACAACGGCAUGCUGGACGUAGUCAAGAAGAUCGUGCAGAGCGAGGGCCCGCUGGCGCUGUACAACGGUCUCGAAUCCACCCUGUGGCGCCACAUCCUCUGGAACGCCGGAUACUUCGGCUGUAUCUUCCAGGUGCGGGCGCAGCUGCCCAAGGUGGAGCCCGGGAAUAAGACGGAGCAGACGCGGAACGACCUGAUCGCGGGUACGAUCGGUGGAACGGCGGGUACGAUCCUCAACACGCCCAUGGAUGUCGUCAAGUCGCGGAUUCAGAAUAGCCCGCGGGUGCCCGGGCAGACGCCCAAGUAUAACUGGGCCUGGCCGGCUUUGGGGACGGUGAUGAAGGAAGAGGGAUUCGGGGCGCUGUACAAGGGAUUUAUCCCCAAGGUGCUGCGGUUGGGUCCUGGUGGUGGUAUUUUGUUGGUGGUAUUUACCGGCGUGAUGGAUUUUUUCCGCAACAUGCGCGGGGAGAAUAUCUGAUUGGAGUGCUUUUCUGUUUCUUUUUGCUUGCAAAUAGAGAAAGACUUGGUUUGGUUAGAUUGUGGGGUAAAGAGUUAUCUUUCAGAUCAAUCGAGUUCCAUGACAUACGCUUCCGAAACAUAAGACGACUUUCAUACUGGGAGGAAAAUUGAUGACCUACGUGCUCAAUCGUGUAAUACUGAAUCUCAUUGAAAUAGUAGCAAGAAGAAAAACAAGUACCCAUCGCAAUGUAUAAUAAACUAAUCACUAUAUAACACAGAACAGUAAAGAACAUCCGAGAUACUAUAGAAUCGCGAAAUGGGAAACGGCGAUCUUGGGCAAGCAAAGAAAGGGUAUCGAUGUAAAAACGCAUGCAAAAGCCCCUCUCAGACGGGCAGCGUUGCUAGCAGAAAACGAGUUCGCACCGCGUUCUGGAUAAAUAGACAAAAGCAG
Molecule: messenger RNA, 1472 nt
Organism: Aspergillus alliaceus
Lineage: Eukaryota; Fungi; Ascomycota; Eurotiomycetes; Eurotiales; Aspergillaceae
Product: putative mitochondrial 2-oxodicarboxylate carrier protein
Exons: 5
Coding region: 120-1040 (306 amino acids)
Biological process (GO): transmembrane transport
Source: RefSeq, a predicted model, not a curated record